Manis javanica (Malayan pangolin) is the source of this 1677-nucleotide messenger RNA. The record is from RefSeq and is a predicted model, not a curated record. NCBI's taxonomy places the organism in Eukaryota, Metazoa, Chordata, Mammalia, Pholidota, Manidae.
AUGAUUCCUUUGAAAGGUCACCAGCAUUUCAGCCAUGAAGGCCUUUCUUCUUUUCCAGAAAAAAAAGGAAAACGAACUCAACAGCUUUGUCCUCCAGGCUGUAUCCUGAAAUUUGAAAAGUGCGGUUUCAGAUCUGAGCUCCUGAUCUUUGAAGGUGAUGGGUCCCCAAGCUGCGACCUCAGUUGGUCGGGAGCCCUGCGAGCCCGCCUCCCUACCACGCUGCUGACCCGCGGCUCCAGACCCUGCGUGGGCCAGCAGCUCGGGCGUGUGCACCCAUCUCGGCUGAAGACACCUGCGCUUCCUUUCCCACCCUUCUCCGCCCCUUUCGCUGCGGUUUCUCCGCUGCCUUGGGGAGCUCGGGAGCGGCUGCUGGAGGAGGAGCAGGGGGAGGAGGGGAAGGGCCAGGAGGAAGAUUUGCUUAGACACACACACGCGCACACAGCUGGGCACGUCUCCGGGAGGCAGCUGCCGGCUCGGGCGCGCCGGGGGCCGGGCGGCGGCCUUGACAGCGCCAGCCGCGGGGAGCGGGGCGCCGGCACAGCUUGGCACCAGCGGCUCCAAGACCCUGCAAGGGAAGAUCCAGCCGUACUGACUGCUGCUCUUUUGGGCGGAUCGGAAGAGCGCAGACUGCCCAACAAGCUGUCACCGAGGACGCCGGAGGCUCUCCCCCGGGCGCUCAGAGUCUGGGACCGCGCCGGUGCCUGCAGGGGCCGAGGAGGAUGCGCACCUCCUCCUGCAGAACGACUGGGGGCCCGGGCGCUGCUCGGACUCCGGCUCCGGCGGCCGCCCGUGCCGUGCCCACGCCGCGAGAGCGCGCCUUGCCGCACCUGGCUCCAGCCUCCAGGGGAAGUGCAGAAAACGCGCCCUAACUCCACUACUUCUCCCGCUUCCUCCUCCGCUCGGCUCCCCGCCCGGGACCCCGCCGCCGCUGCCGCCUGCGUGCGGGGCCCGCCCGCCGCUUACUCUCACGCGCGCACGCACAGCCCCGCUCGCUCGCGCCCAUUCACGCCGACUCGCUUUCCGCCCCGCCGAAGCCCAGGCAUCCGAAACUACCUGACCAACUGCCGCCGGGAGUGCAGGAGCCGCCGCACCCAGAGCUCGGAUCCGCCGCCCGCGUCGCCACCGCCGGGCCCACGAGAUGAUCAGGUACCCAGACACUUCAGCAUUGAUGUCUUCCCAUCUCAGUGGCAUUUCUGGUGCCCACCUCAGGAAUCUCCUUGGCCAACCUUGAAACACUUGGAAGUUAAACAGAAUCCACUGCAUAGAUUCUUCUUGAAAAUUUUCAUCAUAAAUGUUCAGAACUUUCUGAAUAAGCAUAAGGACUUGAAGGUGACCGACUACUUGUUUUUCUGUUUGUUCAGAGAUGAUCAGGUACCCAGACACUUCAGCAUUGAUGUCUUCCCAUCUCAGUGGCAUUUCUGGUGCCCACCUCAGGAAUCUCCUUGGCCAACCUUGAAACACUUGGAAGUUAAACAGAAUCCACUGCAUAGAUUCUUCUUGAAAAUUUUCAUCAUAAAUGUUCAGAACUUUCUGAAUAAGCAUAAGGACUUGAAGAUAAUCUUUUAUGUCAGGAACCUAGAAAUGAAAACAGCAAACUGUAGUUCAGGUUUGGUCAGCUUUACACGGAAAUCUGAUACUAAUGGAGAAAAAGAACUAGAAGAUACAGCUUUAGAAUAG